This is a messenger RNA of Cadophora gregata, 1440 nucleotides long. RefSeq lists its product as uncharacterized. Lineage: Eukaryota; Fungi; Ascomycota; Leotiomycetes; Helotiales; Ploettnerulaceae. The record is from RefSeq and is a predicted model, not a curated record. Bases 149 to 1042 code for a protein of 297 amino acids. The transcript has 2 exons.
CCUGUUUGCCUCUUUCUCGAGUGAACAAAAACCACUCCUCUUCCUCCUUUUUCCAUUUUUACAUUCAGUCCUCAGUCCUGGAAUGCAACGUGAGCUAGGUGAACAUUGAGCACUUCACUGUGCUUAAUAUUAAGAUAUAUCACAAGACAUGGCGUCCACGACCAAAUACAUCGAUUACCCUACCCCGCCUCCUUCAAGCUCGCCUCAGUGCAAGGAUAAUUCCUACAAGACCCAACCUGCUCAAGAAACAUAUUUCCAGCAGCCUGCCAUAGCCAGCUACUCCCAGCCAGCAUCUCCAAACCACAGGGAUACCCAACCUGCGAAUCCAAUUACACAAAUCGUUGUACCCCAACAGCAAUCACAGUACGAAUACGUACCUCCCCAGCAUUCCGACUUCCCCGGACAAUCCCAUGUCCAACAAGGUCCACAAGCACACGAGGAUGUUGCACACCAUGGCAGCAACAACGAUUACUACACUCUCCCUGCCUCCCCUCUAGCUCAGAAACCCGGCCCACAGACAAAUACAUAUACCCCACCAAGACGUCGUUCAUUCUCCCCACCAAAGGGCAGGCAUUCCCCUCGUCCAAUAUACUACUCGCCCACAAAUCCCAUCCCAUCUCCAUACAAUGUGUCCCGCCCUACCCCUCGCCCAGGUUUCGUGCAACGCAUGCUUGCGAGGAUAGAGGGCUGGAUCCGGGCAUCGAUGAGAUGGUGCAACCGACACCCGAUUGCUGCAGGAUUGUUGACAUUCAUACCGGUUCUGGCUGGGGCGGGAAUAGUAAGGGCUGCGAAGGGCUUGAAAACCAGAGAAAUGCUCAAGAGAAUGGGUGCUGGGCAGACGAAGAAGGGAGAGGCUGAGAAAGAUUGGGCUUGGGGGAUGGAUCAGUUCGUUGGAUUUGGUGGGAGUAAAGGUGGGCCUUUGGAAGGCAUAUUGAAGAUUUUGCAGAUGGGGAUAAAUCAUUACUGCCGACUCACGGCCUCAUCAGUGCCAAGACUGGCGAGUAUAAUUCUUGAGCUCUAUUUCUUGGAAAUCAAGAAAUGAGGGUAUUUGUCUAUCUGUGUAUAUCAUGUAUCAUGAUUGAUGAAUGAUGAAUGAUCUAAAUAAAGUGCCUUUCAGGCCAAUGAGAACUACGCCGUACAUUAUCCCUCAAAACUGGGGCUCUGGCGAGUAGAUCGUCCUUCUCUUGUCAGUAUGCUGCCAUCAGAAGUUUGGAAAGCAUUGUCACUGUUACUGUGCUUAGGUACAUAGGCUAUAGUUGCGGCAAAUAUGCAUUUCGAGAGUCAGCAGCGUGGCACUCAAAAUUCGAGCUCUUCUUUGUCCUCCCCUUUCCAGAAAUUGGAUGUUUCUUCAAUACAGUCACAUGCAUCAUAGCCAUGACUCGUGUACUCACUAUGUGGUCUGCUCUCAGUCUUGUCUCAAGGAAACAUUUCGAUUCAUCA